AUGCCGUUGGAGAAGACCGAAGCAGACGACGGCUGGACUCAUGUCAAGCCCAAGUCCCGCCGUCGUUCUGGAAAGAAACCACCAAAAGCGGUACACACAGUCAAAGAAAAUCAAAUUCAUGCCGUACAGACGGAGAAUACUCGAUCUCCUGAAGAAAUUGCCGCGGAAUAUCAGCGCAUACGCUCUGAAUUUGAGGUCACGAAGGCAGGCGAGGAGCUUCAUGAACUGAUGACCAAGAAUGGUCCUGAAGCUGUUUCUCAAGCCGUGUGCCUUGGUAUUGGAACUUUCGACCCGCCAGAUGGAGGCUGGGAAACGAAGAGACGCACUUUUAUCCAGCUCAUUGGAUUUCUCCUCAUGGUUGAGGCCUUGGGUAGGGAACUAUCCCUUUCCAUCGAUAUACGGUACUUUUACAUACUAACUUUGAGAAAUGCAGAGAAGAGGGAUAAAACUAAAGUAAAAUGCUACUUCCAAGACCCCGUGUUUGGAGAGGCCGAUAAAGCUUUCAUUGUCUCUCUUGGGCACGAGGUGGUCAAUUCCCCAGAGGGUUUCGAGAAGGUGGACGGCAACACGGUUCUCUCGGGAGUGCACCUGUACCGCCCCAUCUACGCAAAAGCUCUCGAGAAGUGUCUCCCUGCUGUAUUUAUAGGCACAGAUCUCGAUGUGUGGGAUACAGUUACACUGGGGACGAUGGAUGACUUGGCAAUGGCGAAGACCAUGGAGGAGACCUACUCAAAGAAGAAACACCCUCAAGAUCCGAUGAGCACCGCAUUUACCAAUACUACCAUUUACUGGCGGCCUCGACUUGCUAUAGCUGCACCAUCCACCCCUGAAAAGGAGCCAAGGGAGUCGCAAACUCCAACCGAGACAACAAGCGAGAAUGACAAAUCUUAA
Molecule: messenger RNA, 891 nt
Organism: Clonostachys solani
Lineage: Eukaryota; Fungi; Ascomycota; Sordariomycetes; Hypocreales; Bionectriaceae
Source: the annotation of a GenBank genome assembly